GGUAUUGCUUGCAUUCCGUGUCCGACUUUCGUUUCGCCAUGAUGCGUCUGAGCUCGUUGCUGGCUGUGGCCCUAAUCCUGGUCCUCGCCUCCGUUUCCGUCUUCGCGGAGGUGGUCAACUUCGAGACGUGUCCGGGCACCGAGGACACCUGCACCAUUCAGGAGGUGCGAGUAAAUCCCUGUCCACAGGCCGAGAAGCGGCAGGCCUGCAACAUCCGGCGACGACGACCCACCCAGAUAAGUUUUGACUUCGUGCCCAAGUUCAAUGCCGAUCAGCUGCAUAUAACCUUGGGUUGGGUCAAGUCCGAAGAGGAGGAGCUGAUGCUGCCCACCUUGGAGCGAGAUGCCUGCAAGUCUACAACCUGCCCGGCGCAAAACGGCGUCAAGCAAACCUAUACCACCGAUGUGCCCAUUGAGGCCAAGUUCCCCUUAAGUCCCUAUACCAUCCGUUGGAAUAUUAAGGAUCCUGCCAGUGGCAAGCGCUGCUGCUUCACCAUUGACAUCAAGGUGGUGCGUUAAGGAGGAGAAAGUAGAGGAACUUCUAAAAAUAUCAACGAAAAUUUUUAAAAAUAUAAAAGCAGUGAAAAAGGAAAAUAUUUUUGAUAUAAUAAAAUCCCAGAGUAUUGUAAAAGUUGUUUAGUUUAUUUACUUAUUUGGAAUUUUUAUAAAUAUUUCCUACAUAUAAAACUUAUUAAAAAUCUCUUCUUCUGUUAGACAAAACCUCCCUGCUCUCCUGUUUCGUAUAAAUUUUAUUUUCUGUUAA
Messenger RNA from Drosophila kikkawai, 762 nucleotides. RefSeq names its product MD-2-related lipid-recognition protein-like. Gene Ontology annotation, molecular function: sterol binding. The record is from RefSeq and is a predicted model, not a curated record. NCBI's taxonomy places the organism in Eukaryota, Metazoa, Arthropoda, Insecta, Diptera, Drosophilidae. Gene Ontology annotation, biological process: sterol transport.